This is a messenger RNA of Diceros bicornis minor, 2356 nucleotides long. It is a transcript of the gene TOR4A, whose product is annotated as torsin family 4 member A. Gene Ontology annotation, cellular component: nuclear envelope; endoplasmic reticulum lumen. Gene Ontology annotation, molecular function: ATP binding; ATP hydrolysis activity. The record is from RefSeq and is a predicted model, not a curated record. Lineage: Eukaryota; Metazoa; Chordata; Mammalia; Perissodactyla; Rhinocerotidae. The transcript has 2 exons. Bases 462 to 1709 code for a protein of 415 amino acids.
GCCCUCAGCCUCACUAGAUGUCCUGAGCCUGGACGGAGGGAGGAAGGCUUGGAGGGCUGCAGGGCUGAGGAGGGUAGGUGACCUGCUGGCCCAGGGUCCUGGGCAAGCCAGCCAGACCUCCCCAUCUGGCGCCUCAGUCCAGCCUAAGUCCCGCCCUCGCCGCACCCCUGACUCACUUCCUUUGCAUAGAAGCGGAAACCUCUCGGAGCUUCCUCUGUUCAUCUCAGGACGCUCCCUGGGGACCCGCAGGUGUUGCUGCCCACCAGGCUUGAGCUGGCCCAGCCAGGCCCCUGACCCCACCUCAACCCUCACCAGGAAGCCGGCAUUUUCCGCUUCCUGAGUCGUGGGCCUCAUCGUCUGGUGGCGGCAGGGUGCUGCCCUGGGGACUGAGGGCCAGCAGGAGCCUGACCUCACACAGCUGCAGGGAGGGCGACCUGCAUGCCGAGCGCAGCCCUUGCGCCAUGGACCGCAGCCAGCCCAGCCUGGAGCCCGCGGCCAUGGCCCCCGGCGCCCCCGGCCCGAGCGUGAUCGCGCCCGUGCGCGCCGUGGUGCGACUGCGCCGCCGUGUGUGCCUCCUGCGCAAGCGACGCCUCCCGCCGCCGGGCCAGGCGCCGGACUCUGGGCCCCAGGCGCCGCGCGCGGAGCCUAACCAGCCGCGAUUCUUCACCUUCGACGGCCCCGCCGAGCUGUCCUCGAGGACGCCGCGCAAGAGGCGCCGGCGCAGCCGCGUGGUGCUCUACCCGGAGACCUCACGCAAGUGCCGGCCGCGCGCGGAGCACCGGAGCCGCGCGCAGUGCUGCCUGUUGUUGCUCGUGGCCAUCGUGGGCUUCCAGGUGCUCAACGCCAUCGAGAACCUAGACGAUAACGCUCAGCGCUACGACCUGGACGGGCUGGAGAAGGCGCUGCAGCGCGCCGUGUUUGGCCAGCCGGCUGCCGUGGGGCGCAUCGUGACGCUGCUGCGGGACUACCUGGCCACGCACGUGCACAGCCGCCCGCUGCUCCUGGCACUGCACGGGCCCAGCGGUGUGGGCAAGAGCCACGUGGGCCGCCUGCUGGCGCGCCACUUCCGCGCGGUGCUCGAGGACGGCGCGCUUGUACUGCAGUACCACGCGAAGCACCACUGCCCCGAGCCGCGCGCCGCGCAGGACUGCCGAGAGGAGCUGGCGCAGCUCGUGGCCGACGUGGUGGCGAGGGCCGAGGCGGAGGAGAAGACCCCGCUCUUGGUGCUCGACGAGGUGGAGCUCAUGCCGUCGGCGCUGCUGGAUGAGCUGCACGGCUUCCUGCAGCCGCAGCGCUCCCACCCCUUCCAUAACGCCAUUUAUGUGCUGCUCAGCCGCACCGGGGGCGCGGAGAUCACGCGCUUCGUGCUGCAGAACGCAUCCCGGGCGCUGCCCCUGCGCCCCGACGGUGCCCACAGUGCCCAGGCCGCGGCGGCCGCGCGGGCUGAGGAGGAGCUGCGCGCCAGCCUGCAGGCGCUCCUGGUUCGUGAGCACCCGCUGUGGCAGGUGGCGGCCAUUGUGCCCUUCCUGCUGCUGGACAAGCGGGACGUGGUCAACUGCUUCCGGGACGAGAUGGCCGCGGAGGGCUUCUUCCCGGAGCAGGCCCGCGCCGAGCUCCUGGCGGCGCAGCUUAGCUACCACCAAGUGGCGGGCCGCGAGUUCGCCGUCACUGGCUGCAAGCAGGUGGUGGCCAGGGUGAACCUCUUGUAGCACAGGCGCAGCUGGACACGGUGGACGCUAGCAGGACCAGGGGACGUUUGGGUUGAUGGCGGCAGUAGGAGGGAGGGGACCCUGUGGACUUGCCCCAGGUCCCUGAAUCCCCUAAUAAAUCUGUCGGUGGCCCCCUGGCUGGUUCACACUGGGACCUAGGGAAGCUGGUGGGGGUGGGUCAGCUCUGAGCUCCCACUUCUAAUUCCAGCCGCCUCAGAGCCCCCAGUCUACCAUCUCCGGUCUGAUCCUUAACUCAGCACCUGCUGUGUGCCCCACAUGGCAGGCACCCCAGGAGGUGGGCAGCCUGACGCCACAGUACAGAGGAUGAGUGACCUCAGAGAGGGUGCGCAGCUGCCAGGGUCACCCAGCUGAUCCCCUUCAGAGCUAGAUGUGACCUUGGCUCUGUGGGGUGCCUGCAGCAGCCAUCGCACACACCAGCCCCCCCCUGCUCACUGACUCACCUGGGGGCCCAAAGGCCUGGAUGCUUCUCCAUUGCCUGACCAGUGCGGACUGCCUGGAUUUCUUGUGGCCUCUGGGCCAGGAGCUCCUGGAAGGCCAUGGGGUGGAUGGGUGUCUCCACUCAAUGAGCUGAUCCAGUGGAGUCUUCUGAAUGCUCUGGAAGGGGGGACUCUCAGGGUAACAGUGGU